Molecule: messenger RNA, 1599 nt
Organism: Melanotaenia boesemani (Boeseman's rainbowfish)
Lineage: Eukaryota; Metazoa; Chordata; Actinopteri; Atheriniformes; Melanotaeniidae
Product: muscarinic acetylcholine receptor M1-like
Exons: 4
Coding region: 1-1599 (532 amino acids)
Biological process (GO): chemical synaptic transmission; regulation of vascular associated smooth muscle contraction; G protein-coupled receptor signaling pathway, coupled to cyclic nucleotide second messenger
Cellular component (GO): synapse; dendrite; plasma membrane
Molecular function (GO): G protein-coupled serotonin receptor activity; G protein-coupled acetylcholine receptor activity
Source: RefSeq, a predicted model, not a curated record
AUGCAUGGAGGGUUCCACCCCAGAUCCAGAGUUCAGAGGCUAUACGCUAAACACAAAGAGGGAGGUCGAGGACUAGUUAUUAUAAUUGUCUUCCUCACCGGUUCGCUUUCCCUUGUCACCGUUGUUGGAAACAUUCUCGUGUUAGUGUCGUUCAAGAUAAACAAGGCCCUGAAGACGGUGAACAACUACUACCUGCUCAGCCUGGCCUUCGCUGACCUGACCAUUGGCACAUUGUCCAUGAACCUGUAUACCACCUACAUCAUCAUGGACCAGUGGGCCCUGGGGCCCCUGGUGUGUGACUUGUGGCUUACUAUAGAUUAUGUGGCCAGCAACGCCUCAGUGAUGAACCUGCUCGUCAUCAGCUUCGACAGAUAUUUCUCAGUGACCAGACCAUUGACCUACCGGGCCAAACGUACUACCAAGCGGGCUAUGCUCAUGAUUGGAUUAGCCUGGUCCAUCUCUUUCAUUCUCUGGGCCCCAGCCAUAUUAUUCUGGCAGUACAUUGUGGGUGAGCGGACAGUUCAGCCCAACGAGUGCUACAUCCAGUUCUUGUCUGAGCCCAUCAUCACAUUCUGCACUGCUAUUGCUGCAUUCUACCUGCCCGUGACAAUCAUGGCAAUUCUGUUUUGGAAGAUCUACCAGGAGACAGAAAAACGAGCUAAAGACAUACAAGGCCUGAAGGGAUUUGGGUCAGACACCAAUCCAAGACAAGCUCUGAGUCCAGAGAGUGGCAUUCUAAGAGCUGGAGGAGCAGGUGCAGCCAGCAGACAGAAGAAUUCAACAGCCAUGCUGCGUCAGAUGAGGGUCCAAAGCUGCAGCAGCUGUGACCUUUAUCAUCUGUCUUCAGAUAGGAACAGCAAAGAUGAUGCCAUCCCACCAGGAAGGACGGAAAACAGAGGACGUUGCCAGGAUUUCUGUUUCCUGUUUUCAACAUUUCUGACAACCUGUCCUGCAUCCAAGAUGUCCUUCAACAACACAACUACAGCGGGCAAGUCCAAGCACAGCAGCUGCGACAGCUUGAGCAAUCAUCAGGGUGAUGCUGGAGACCAGACAGGUUCAGAAGUGGAAGCUGAAGGAGCAGAGCUGUCACAGCCCCCAACAGUUGAUAAGAAGUCUGGGAAGGUGAAGGAGAAGAAGCAGAACCGAUCAUCCGUCAGAAUUACGGCAGCAUCCGAUGGCGUUCCCUCCUCUCCAGCUGCAGCCGUGGCCAUGAAAGACGCUGCACUGACCAAACGCUUUGCCUCAAAGGCUAAAAUGGAGCUCAGCAAACGCAAGAAUGAAAAAAAGGCCAAUGAGAAAAAGGCAGCCCAAACCCUGAGUGCCAUCCUGUUUGCAUUCAUCACUACAUGGCUACCGUACAACAUCAUGGUGCUGGUCAACACGUUCUGUCAGGACUGCAUCCCGGAGACGCUCUGGGCUCUGGGCUACUGGCUGUGUUAUGUGAACAGCACCGUAAACCCCAUGUGCUACGCUCUGUGCAACAAGACCUUCAGAACAACUUUCAGGGAGAUUUUAAUGUGUCAGUGGAACCAGAGAAAGAACAAUCCUCAUUUCCAUCACAGGCAGGCCGUUGCAUACCGGAGGAAAGACCCCUCGUAG